This is a messenger RNA of Labrus mixtus (cuckoo wrasse), 2119 nucleotides long. It is a transcript of the gene nedd8, whose product is annotated as NEDD8 ubiquitin like modifier. Gene Ontology annotation, cellular component: cytoplasm; nucleus. The record is from RefSeq and is a predicted model, not a curated record. Lineage: Eukaryota; Metazoa; Chordata; Actinopteri; Labriformes; Labridae. Gene Ontology annotation, biological process: protein neddylation; regulation of proteolysis; modification-dependent protein catabolic process. Bases 229 to 504 code for a protein of 91 amino acids. Gene Ontology annotation, molecular function: protein tag activity; ubiquitin protein ligase binding. The transcript has 4 exons.
UGAGCUCUUCCGAUGAUACAUCAAGAAAUCACAAAGUCCGACAACAUUGUCCGAGCGGAACCAUUAACAUCCAGAAAAAAGAGGGGCAGGGAUUUACCGGGAAACACCGGAAACACCCAGUGAUGUUUGGAAGUGAAGGCUUUGUCAACAAAAUACUGCAUUAUUACUGCAUCACAAUCUUCAAACUAAACCAGCUCCAGUGCGUUUGAUAAAGGAACACCAAGAAAGAUGCUUAUUAAAGUAAAGACCCUCACAGGAAAAGAGAUAGAGAUUGACAUAGAGCCCACAGAUAAGGUGGAGCGGAUUAAAGAGAGAGUGGAGGAGAAAGAAGGGAUCCCUCCGCAGCAGCAGAGGUUGAUCUACAGUGGGAAACAGAUGAACGAUGAGAAAACUGCGGCAGACUACAAAAUCCAAGGAGGCUCCGUUCUCCAUCUGGUACUAGCUCUGCGAGGAGGGCGGGCUCCCCACUUUCCCAGAAGUCUGUGCUCAGAGCCGGCUGUGUAGCCAUUACUUGAAAACAUGCCUUUUGCCUUUUUUUCGGAUGCCUACAGGAAGCAGAUACGCCGAAGACACACAGUUUACAAGGCUGCUGAGUCGCAUCUUGGCACUGUUGGGUUACACUGAGCCGUUGGUAGAAAGAGUUAGAUCAGGUUCUGCUUGCUUAAGCCACUUUUUCUACUGUUGGCUUGAAACACUCCCCUCCCUAUGUAACACUGCCCUACAGAGACUUUUUGUGUUUAAGCUUCCAUGGCAGAAAGGUCACAGUUACUGUCUGAAAGAUUGACAACAAAAUAGUUGUUGGAGAAGUUACUGUAGGGCACUCAAGCCACUCUGUCUUUUGACGGUUUCGCAAGUGAGCACAGAGGUUGUCUUUGCUCCCCUGAUCAUCAAUCAGAGAUAACUGUAGCUCAAAAAAGACCCUUUAGACACCAACCCUUUAAUUUAAGUCUUUGCUGUCAGAGUCUUUUCAGUUUCUUCUUUCUAUUCUUUACAAAUUACUCCAAUUAAGGCGUAGGCUACUAACAUUGAAUGAGCGUCCAUGUAUCUCAGUUUGAUGUGUAAAAGAUGGACAAGUGCUUAUUUAAAAAAAGAUGGUCGACAUUCGCAAUAAUGAAGUAUUAACUUGCUGUGUGAAACUUUGAUGUGAAGAUUGAUACCACACACACAUUUGUAUGAGAAAUGCUGAUGGCUAUGUACAGCCUGGCUAGUUGAGAAGCUAAGAAGCUAAAUCCUCUUUGACACCGCUUAUAAACUUCACUUAUUAAGAAUUUAAAUCGUGUUUGUUUAUCUGUAUGAAAACCAAAGUUUGAAUUACAUUUGGUAGCUUUACAGACAUAUUUUGGCUUCACAAAUAUUCAGUGGAGACUCCUGGAUGUUAUUGAUCCCAGCCAGGAAAUAUGCCGCCUUCCAUAUUUUCUCAGAGUCGUAAUUACGUCUUCAGGGGGCGUUGCAGUCGACACUUCUGCAAGGGAACUCGGAAUUUCCGACUUCCGAGUUCCCAGUCGGAAAAAAAAAGUAGGCCGGGUUCAGAUCCAAGACGGCUGCUAGGUGCAUCGAAAGGGAUGUUUUAAGCAGCUAAGUCGUCUUUUUGUGUAAUUAAAUCAAUCAGAACGAUGGUAUCGUGCAAGUUCUCUCUGUGGAGGUGUUUUCAUGUUAUUGUCGGUCAGAAACUAUCACAGUGUUAUCGUCUGGUAUUAGCUAACAAAACAAAGGUUCUCCUGGAGGCGUCCCGUGUUGCUUUUUUUCCGACUUGCAACUGGAACGCAGUAAACUCGGGUGUGACGUCAUUCCCAGUUCCGAGGUUAUGCCGCGUUCCAUUUACCUCGGAACUCGGAAUUUCCGACUUCCGAGGUAAAUGGAACGCGGCAUAACCUCGGAACUGGGAAUGACGUCAGAAUACACGCUAUGCAAGAAGAGCGACGGUGUACAUUAUUAUUAUUAUAAAUGCGUUGUUUAAUUUCUUAUGAAUUAAAUUAAUUCAUAACGUUUUGAUUUUGUGCCAACCGCACGUGCUACUGUUCUGAAGACGAGAGAUAAGCCUGCUGUGGAUCACCCUCGAUGUGUACUUAAUGCCGUGGGUCAUUGUGUCGCUACAAUAAAAUUGAAGCUCAUGACGAAA